Messenger RNA from Gadus morhua (Atlantic cod), 6553 nucleotides. RefSeq names its product mitogen-activated protein kinase 4 (gene mapk4). Lineage: Eukaryota; Metazoa; Chordata; Actinopteri; Gadiformes; Gadidae. Gene Ontology annotation, molecular function: MAP kinase activity; ATP binding. The record is from RefSeq and is a predicted model, not a curated record. The transcript has 9 exons. Gene Ontology annotation, biological process: protein phosphorylation. The coding region runs from base 1675 to 4047 and encodes 790 amino acids.
CAGUAUGCUAUCAGUAGAACGGCCGGACAGUGGAACAAAAGUGACGUCAGGUCGGGAGUCCACGCGAGUCGAAGUUCCCUUCCAAAGAGGGGGUGAGCGGACCGGAGGGGAAGGGAGAUAGACGAGGAGAUUGGCACGUAUUCAUUCAGGGGGGGCAACCAUCCGGAGAAAAACAGCAACUACGCUGUACAGCAAAGUACAGCACAUGGAUCCACAUUUCUAAGACUUUGUUUAAUCCCUUCAGAAUUACGUGAUCGCCAGGCGUAGGCAUUAAGUGAGCUGUCCGGGUGGGUUCUUUUUGCGUGACGGGUGGCAGGCUGCGGCAUAUGCUCCGCAGGCAGGCCGCUGUGACAGAGGGUCCGCACCACGCUCCUCUCAGUGUCCCUCCACAGUGACCCGCCAGGCUGAGGCCGGAAUACCCCAGGUUGGCGAGAGCACAGCAGGAGGCAGAUUACCGAGGGAUUACAAAUGCUCAGACACACCAACGUGCGCCCACGCAUGCACUCACUAUCGAUGUCCAGUGCAUGGUGGGAAUCGGAUCCCCCUAUACUGUGAACGGGCCUUUGCGUCUGAACUGUCUGGUUGAACGACUGAUUGACUGACUGGCCGAAAUCCUCAUUGGUCUUCGAGGAGGAGGGGAGCCCACAGCCAGCUGUUAGUGAUUGAAGUGUAUUUAACUCAAUAAUACCCAUCACCACCAACACCCCCACCGCCACUAGGCUGAAUGAGCACGGAGGUUUUGAAACUUAACUGAGAGAAGGAGACAGAGACUGUGAGAGUUCAAAGAGAGCGAGAGAUCAAAAGGAAAGCCUUGGAUCAAGAAAAAAGUAGAACCACUGUCUGUGGUACCACGGCACGUUUACACGUGUAUCCGUGGGAUCCCGGCGCGCGAGAGGUCUGUUGUUGCCAUGGAGACCGCUGGCCUGUGCCCCGGUAAGGAGCCACUAUCGUCUCUGUGGUGUUAUUACAACUUUUAGUGUAGGCGCCUGCUAUCUGCUGUGUCAGGUAGUUUAAGAAAUCCAAAGCACCAGUGUAUAACUAGCCUGAACACGGAGGCGUUGGUACAGCAUCAAGAAAAACAAUGUUACCCUUGAGACACGGGACCAACUACCUGAACCCACACCGUGGGACUUUUAUUGUUAAAGGUCCACCCGCAGCACCAUUGACGGAACCAAAUGUUUGAUUUCUGCCCUACUGGUUUUAUUUAUUUUGAUCCGUUCUGAUCAUCCUGAGCAGCGAGAUACGCUUUUCAUCGAGGUUCACUCGAGAGGAUGUUGACAAUGUAAUCCCAGGAAAUCCCAGUGUUUUACUGACUUUAUGGAAUUAAAACAGGGUUAAGCUGGGAGGACACACAUGGCCUACUAAAACAUGGCAGUCGGGGAAUGAGUGCAGCAGAACCAAUAGAUGUAGAUAAGAAUUUCUCUCUUGCCUCCGGAGCACGGUUAAAAGUUAGCUGUAUCCGGCUUUACUAAAAGCACUUUUUAUUGUAAAACUGUAUUUCCUGUGGAAAGCUCCUCUCUGAUGUCCCCCCUGGGACCUUACCCUGGGGAGAGAAGGACCUCGGUACAAUGCGCGACGGCAACACCAAGUCUGCUCCGUUCUUUUAUAUGAUCACAUUGAACCUGAAGUCGAGCAGCAGAUCGCCCAACCCACCCGGCCCCCUGAGUGCCUACCAUGGCACGAUGUCACGACACCCCGCGCCUCCCUCACGGCUUUGACCUCGGGGGCCACUUUGUUGACCUUCGACCCCUGGGCGCCGGCGCCACGGGCCUGGUGCUGUCGGCGGUGGACCAGCGGACUGGUCAGCGGGUGGCGGUGAAGAAGCUGGUGAUGCGCGACCCGGUGUCGGUGAAGCACGCCCUGCGCGAGGUCAAGAUAACGCGGCGGCUGCGCCACGAGAACGUGGUGUGCGUCUACGAGGUGCUAGCCCCGUACGGCGUGCCGCUGCCCCGGGACCCCGCCCAUCUUGGCGCCCUCUACAUCGUGCAGGAGUGCAUGGAGACGGAUCUGGCCCGUCUGCUCGAACAAGCGCCGCUACCCACUGGUCACGCUACUCUGCUGUUCUACCAGCUGCUCCGGGGACUGAAGUUCAUCCACUCAGCCAACGUUCUGCACAGGGACCUGAAGCCCGCCAACAUCUUCAUCAAUACGGACCAACUGCUGCUGAAGAUAGGGGACUUUGGCCUGGCCAGGAUAGUCGACCCACAUUACUCUCAUAAGGGCUACCUCUCUGAAGGCCUGGUAACUAAAUGGUACCGCUCUCCUCGACUGCUGCUCUCGCCCAACAACUACACCAAGGCCAUCGACAUGUGGGCUGCCGGCUGCAUACUGGCCGAGAUGCUCACUGGUCGCAUGCUUUUUGCAGGAGCCCAUGAGUUGGAACAGAUGCAGCUGAUCCUGGACACAGUGCCCGUUCUGAGGGAGCAGGACCGACUGGACCUCCUGCAGGUGAUGCCUUCCUAUGUCAGCCGUGGAUGGAGGGUCCGGAGGACCUUCGCUCAGCUGCUGCCUAAAGUAGAGGCUGAAGCCGUUGACUUCCUGGAGCGUAUCCUGACCUUCAACCCCGCCGACCGGCUGACGGCGGCGGCGGCGUUGUCCCACGCCUUCCUGAAGCAGUACUCGUGCGCCGAGGACGAGCCCACGACCAAGCAGCCCUUCCGCAUCGAGGACGAGCUGGAGGACAGCCUGGUGGCAGAGCACAGCCACAGCGCCAGCAGCACCAGCCAGGCCGACAGCCUCCCCUGGGACAGGUUCGAGAGCAGCCUGUCCACUGAGCUGUGCCUGCGGCAGGUGGGGGAGGGGUGUCGAUGUGCGCCCCCUGGGGGACGCCUCUCCUCCCACCUGGGGGACACCAUGGAGGAGGAGGAGGUCCAGCGAGACCCGCGCGCCGGUUCCACCUCCCUGGUGGAAGAGGCCCAGGUUGACCCACGCAAACACUCCCACAGCAGCUCUGCGGAGCGCUUCCUGGAGCACUCCCACUCGUCUCUGGACCGGGCUGUGGGUGGCGGCUCCAGCUACGGGGAGCUGGACUGCGACCGCUCCUGCGACUACAAGGUGGGCUCCCCGUCCUACCUGGACAAGAUCGCCUGGAGGGAGGGCAAGCCCCAGCACUACUCUGAGCCCAAGCUCAUCCUGGACCUGUCCCAUUGGAAACGCAACACCCUCGCUAACACCAAGCACACUGCUAACGCUAAAGCCCUGUCCGCCCCAGCCGAGCCAGUCGCAGGCGGCAUGGAGGAGAAGGAGGAAGAGCUAGAGGGGGGCCUGGCCGAGGGAGAGGAGGAGACAGGAGACUUGUUCAAGGAGAUCUCCCGCUGGGUGGAGACCACCAAUUCCGGUCUCCACUCCCCGAGUCUGAGCCCGCCUCCGGGCCAGCUCUCGCCGUCCUGUUACACCUUCUCUCCCCCUCUCCCUCUCUCCCCGACCGACGUCACCACCUCUCUCUUCCACCGGCGCACAGCGCUCGGCGCGCAGCUGUUAGCCGACUGCGACGGGACCGUUACCCACUGCGGCAUGCUAAGCCCUCUUCCUCCUGCGGUGUCUUCCUCAAUCUUUCUCCCGUCGCUUUUACCUUCCUCUCCCUCCUCUCCUUUCCCGCCGACGUCCCCAGAGCCUGCCGUCUCCUGGCCCACCUCACCUGCUCCUCAUCCUUCUACUCCCUCUGCUGCUGUGCGGGAGCCUGCCUCUGGUGUUUCCUUCCCUUCUCCCUCUUCUCCUUUGCCACCCACUUUGCCUCCUCCUCCUCCUCCUUCUUCUCCUCCCUCUGCUGCUGUGCAGGAGCCUGCCUCCGGUGUUUCCCCCUCCUGUGCCUCCUCUUUUCCCCUCCUCUACGAGGUCCAUAGCACGGCUGUAGUGGAGGAGGAAGAAGAGGUGCUGCCCGCCAAGCAGGAGGCGAGGCUGUUUGACCUGGACGUCUUCAUCUCCCGGGCACUGAAACUGUGCGGGCAGAGCGAGGACAAAGCGGAGGGGAAGAGUGCGAGAGAGGGCAGGGGGACAGGAAAGGAGGGUAAGCAGGUGAGCGUUAACCAAAGGGUCUCCAACUCUUGAUGCAGACGGGUCGGUUGCAUUUGGACAUUCUGAGUUCUGCAUUUAAACAUUAUGCGACACAAUAACAACGAGUGAAUUAAAGCGCUGACGAUGUUUUUCAACGCCAGGGGUUUACUACAUGCCGAGUGUAGCAAACCCUCUCUUACAAGUUUAGUUUCUUUUUUUCUUUUUUUUACUCGAUGGUUGAGGGUUUUAUGGUAAGAUCAUCCUCAAACCAGCUUUUUGCUAGGUACUCUCUGGUUCCUCACUGAAAUAUCUCCUCAAAAUGUAAUCACUGAAAGGUUGUUAGUAUGGCACUGUUUAUGUUACUUGAAAGUCAAACAACGCCUGCUUUUUUGCAGGAACUGGCCUGAUGCAUGGUGCAUAGUAAUGACUUAAGAGUUAACAUGUUGUCAAAAACACAUCCUCUUGGUUUAAUGAUAAAUCCUGUGACAGUAAAAUAGUCUUCCAGCCAUGAAAUUGUGUAUGUAAAGGAGCCAUUAAGCAUAGAGGAUCUGAUUAUACUGACAACAUAAUCAGUUAAUUUAGUUCAAACUCAUGAAGUUCGCACCAAUGAUGUCAUUAUUUUGAUCAGAAUGCUCCCACAGUGCUCUCAAAUUGCAAUAUGUUGUGUACAUUUGUAUCAUAUCAAAUUCAUUAUCAUCUUAUUUAAUGCUCUGAUGUCUAACUAUGGUGUUAUAUGUCCACUACUGAGUUCACUUUUGUUUUUGAUUUGCAACUGUGAAUUGUUGUGUUAAGUAAGACAUUUUCUUUUUAGCAGCAACAUUUUAAAAGACGUAACCCCAUGGUAACCUGUCUUAACAAUGACCCACAGAUAUGCCAUUACCUGCUGUACUCUUGGGACAUAUUGAAUUAGAUCACUUUGUUAUUGGGCAAAACAGCGCAUUACAGUAAGCCACUAACAUCUAUGAUCAAAAUGGUACAUUCAUCUCACAUCCUCUGGACAUAUAGACACUUAUAGAAAAUAUAUUGUCAAACAAAUGUGAAGUUGUCCGUUGAAAGUCAUACAUCCUCUCAUCAUUUGUUCUUUCAGACUUUAAGGAACUAUUCCCACAUGAUUGAUAAUGUUCUGAUAUGUAACAGCAUACAUACAUUUUAAUGUAUUAUUAUUAGCAACAGGGUUGACCAUUAUUUUGAACAAGACUCCUCUGAGUAAGAGGUGAAUCUAUUGGAGGCAGCAAACCUUUUCUGCUUCUGGGCAAGCCUUAAGCCACAAAUAAGGCAUUUAUUAAUUCAACAGAAUUUGACCAGUAUUGUUUAUUAUUUGCUCACGUCUGUUGACAAUAUUUCUUCAUCUGUGACUCAACUUUGUCAUUAUUACUUCUGUACAUACAGGAUCGUAGACUGAAACACUGCCAACACAGAAACAUUGCCUGAAAAUGGAAUCACAAUACAUUGUUCAAUUCAUCACAUGUGACUUCUCAAAAUGUGUAAUGGCUAUGUGUAAUCAGUGCUACACCUAAUCUAUACAAAAAGCUAACAACUAAAAAAAACACCACAGAUGAAAUGCAGUUGCCUUAUAAGCUAGCAAAAACUGCAAUGUAUGUAUGUACAAUAAUAACUGGACUUUUAUUUGACAGUAGAUCAUCGAUCUAUAUCCUCGAUUAUAAAACGCUAGCACGUCAACAUAGUAUUUUCCUCUGUUGCUGCCCUCAACAAAUGUAUUGAGAUCUGAGACAAUCCUUCAGGCUGAGCGUCGUGUUAAUGCCUACAGUUUAUUAUCUUGUAGCUAAUAAACAGACACACAAAGGAUUGUAUCACCCUUUAGGAGUUACACAGCUGCUGAAGGGAACUCAGAGUUGUGUUGGCAAAUAGCAUCAUGAGCUAAAAAGCACAUUUUUAGUUCCUAGCACAUCCAGGGAUACAGUUUUCCACAAACACAAUUAAAUAGGCCUACAUAUUUGUUAGUGAAAGAGGUUUGCACCAAUUACAAUAAUUAUCUUGAACUUGGUACAAACUGUUUUUUUAGCAGUCAUUCAACUGAAUAAAAACUGCCAAAAAUACAAAUGUGUUAAUUUAUGAUUAACAAAACAGCAACAUGGCUUUGUUUUGCUUUAGUUGCAUGUGAAAGGAAUUGAAAAGGAGGUCUAGCAAUCAAAAUUGAAUGUAACAGUUGAUAUUUGUCUAGUCAUAUCAAUUUAAUCAACAAGUUACACGCACACACCUAGCAAUAAUUUAAUUGAGACAGUACGCAGAUGUCAACACACACAGUUGGUUAACGACUUUCUUAUUUUAAGUGUGUAAAGCUAUGUGGACAUUGUGCCUCAGUAUACCCCAAUACUUCCAGCUUGCUGAAUGUUUAACAUGUCCUCGCUGCAUGGCUUUAUAACUAUUACAAUGGUGGUUCAGUCUUCAGUCCGACCUGUGUGGGUUGCUCUUCCGGAAAGGCUUUAGGUAGACCUCAGCUUUUAUGAGAAACCACAUGAGAGCUUUUUAAUGCUCAUUAUUGACUUUUUGUAGGCUUUGUUUUUGCUGACAAAUAUAUAAUAAAAUUGAUAAAACACAA